AUGGAGGACAUGCCUUCGAUAUACAUCAUUGGGGCUCAGUGCACUGGCAAGACCACUUUGGUUGAGGCGGUCUCCCGACAUAUACGAAGAGAACGAUCCCACCUUUCCUUUACCAUCAUCAAGGAGCUUGCCCGGGGCGUCUUGGUGACAGCAGAUGUGAACAGAGACGACAUUCGAGCCGGGACAGAGAAAGCGAUGAACUUCCAGCGACUUGUGCUCAAGACGCAACUUGACGAAGAGCAAAAGCUCCAGAACCGCGGCUUCAUCAUCUCGGAUCGAUCUGGCAUCGACCCAAUCGCUUAUGCGAACCUGUACGGUCCACCGCAGGCCACAACGGAAAUGCUUGGGUCGUCUUCUUGGGCAGCGUUGAGAAAGAGAAUGUGUCAAAGCAUCGUCAUACUGAGCGAACCAGUUCUGCCCUGGCUGUUUGACGAUGGCGUGAGGUUGAUGCCUGAAGAUAUAAGCGAGUGGUUUGCGCUGCACAAUGCCUUCAUCAGUCUGCUACAGCAGAGCGAGAUCAAGUUCGAGUCGUUGCCGGCGACAUGCAAUGUGAUUGAAAAGAGAGUAGCCUUUGUGCUUGAAGCCUGGGAGACUCGGGCGAAGCAGGCCGCCAGUGUGACGGCCUCAGCCCAGGAAACACGGGACCUGUCAUCGGCGGCGGCGACGACUUCGCAACUAUAA
This is a messenger RNA of Cladophialophora immunda, 681 nucleotides long. RefSeq lists its product as uncharacterized. The coding region runs from base 1 to 681 and encodes 226 amino acids. The transcript has a single exon. NCBI's taxonomy places the organism in Eukaryota, Fungi, Ascomycota, Eurotiomycetes, Chaetothyriales, Herpotrichiellaceae. The record is from RefSeq and is a predicted model, not a curated record.